Molecule: messenger RNA, 219 nt
Organism: Penicillium nucicola
Lineage: Eukaryota; Fungi; Ascomycota; Eurotiomycetes; Eurotiales; Aspergillaceae
Exons: 1
Coding region: 1-219 (72 amino acids)
Source: RefSeq, a predicted model, not a curated record
AUGGCCUCAAAAGAUGAACUGGAACUCGCUUUUGUGGACCUUGGGCGAGAUCCUGAAGAGCUUGUUGGGGCCUGUCUUCGUCCCGUUUGGAGCUGUGUUGACGGAUAUCCUGGCCCCCCAACUACCGCCUCGACAUCGCAGAAUACAUCGAUCUCGAGCCUGGAACAACCGCAAGAUCCAUUGGGCCAAGGUGGAGCCUUUUCCGACUGGCAGAAGUAG